GUUCCUGUUUAUUUCACAACGUGUGUUUGUACAGUCUUUGUUAACAUCUUCAGUUCGCGUGCUUUGUACUGAAGGACAAGCCAUGGGGCAGAUGAUGAAGGAAAUGAAUGCAGCUUUAGAGCGUGAUGGCACUCGGAGCCGGGACACUUGCUGGGCACUUGUGUGCGUGGGGAUGGUUCCUGUUCCCUGUGAACCUGUGACCCAGAGCGUGUCCCGGCUGGAAUGCGCAGGCGGUGCUGCCGCCCACGGCUCGUACGGGACAGUGCCCUGCGUGCAGUGGAGAGGCUGAGUCUGCUUUGCUGGCAGGUACCGGCUUCCAUGUGCAAGAUAACAUAUGAGGAGCUCAGUGUGGGACACUUAGAGCAGAUUGCACACAUUUGCUUUUGUGGAAGCUUUUCUUCUCUGUGGCUGGGACUAGUUCUGUUCAGUCAUGCGAAGUAGGUGAGACUGGACAGGCUCAGCUCAGCUUUCUUGCCCUGACAUAGACUGGCAAUAUUUUUCACAACUGGGUGAAGCUAGAAAUCCGAGCAGAUGCCUGUGCCACCACCGCCGCCGCCACCUCCUCCUCCACCACCUCCACCACCACCUUCUGCAGGGCCCCCUCCACCACCACCACCUUUGGGAGGGCCCCCUCCACCACCACCACCACUGGCAAGCUCAGAGGUACCAAAAUUGCGAAAGGACGAGCAGAAAGCACGGAACGCGCUCUUGGCCGAUAUCCAGCAGGGAACUCGCCUAAGGAAAGUGACCCAAAUCAACGACCGCAGUGCGCCACAGAUCGAAAAACCCAAAGGAGCUAACAGAGAUGGAGGUAACCCAGCUGUUGAUAAAGGUGGCUCUCAGCAGCCUCUGGGAGGUUUAUUUGCUGGUGGCUUUCCUGUUCUCAGACCAGCAGGCCAGAGGGACAUGACAGCAGGGAAGCUCUCCGGAGGCCGAGCAGCAUCGCCCAGACCCUCCGCACCGCCGAGCAGCGGCGCCGCCAAGGCGAGCAGCACCCUCUCGCAGCCGGCCGAGGUUCCAAGGGCAGCUGUCCCACCGGAGCCUGCCGGCACCUCCCGAGCCGCAGCGGGAGCGGGUCCCGGGCGGCCCAGCCUGCCCGCGCCCCCUCCGCCGCCCCCCGCUUCCAGCAAGCCUUCCCUCACCUUCCCUCCUCCUCCCCCUGUGCCCCCUCCGGCCGAUCGCCCCGCCAAAGGGGUGACCCCCGGCGCUGCUCCCCCGGCCCCGCUCCCUCCCCCUCAGGCUGACAAACCCGCCAAGCCUCAAGCAGGCGCUCCGCCCCCGCCGCCCCCUCCUCCUCCUCCUCCCCCCCCGCUGCCCCCCGUGCCCCCCUGCGGGCUGCCGGCCAGGGCCGCCGAGGCCUCUGCGGCCGCCGCCGCUCCGGCUGAGGGAAGGGACUGUCCCCCUCCCGCGCCGCCGCCCCCGCCGCCUCCUCCGCCGCCACACGCGCACCCCCCGCCCGCGAACAGGCUCUCCUUUCCUCCCUCCCCGGCCUUCAGCGGUGCCGACGUGCCCCCUCCGCUGCCCCCCAAGUCUCCCCACCUGCUGUCACAGUUCCAUAAGCCGAGCAACAUCCAGUCGCUGCCGCUGCCACCCACCCCCGGCCCUCCUCAGCCCGCAGCCGUGGGGGAGAUCAGGAAGAAGAGACCCGGCCGAGGCGCAGGAACCGGUGCUGGGAAGCUGGUCACACCUCCACAGCCACCUGCAAGAUCCCCAACAACUGAACUUACAAGCAAGUCUGGAGUCUCAACCUGGGCUACAGCUCAUGACCCCUACACACCACUUAAAAAUGGAAAUAUGCACAUCAUUGAUGACUUUGAAUCAAAAUUUACUUUCCAUUCUGUGGAAGAUUUCCCCCCACCUGAUGAAUUCAAACCAUUUCAGAAAACAUAUCCCAGCAAGAUACCCAGAGAUCCCUCUAAAAAUCCUCCAUUAAGAACACACGUGAGAUGAGAAGAGUCUUCUGAUGUUCUCUGGACUAGUAUUAAAAAAGAAUAUCAAGAUAUUAUAUAAGACAGAAGGGGUCCCUGUUGCAGUGAUAGAUUGUACUUGAGUCACAAGUACUGCAAUAUUAACAUUUCCAUAAACUGUAAAACAAUAUAAAUUAUACCUUUUGAACUGGCCUACAUACUACAGGAAUGUUAGUACAGGCUUUUAAAUUACUGUAUAUAGGUGAAUAUUUUUUAAGCAAAGCUGCAUAAAAUUUAAAUUCUUUGUAGUGUUGAAACAAUUCUCAUUCUUAUUGUGCUGACAAUGUUACCUCAGAAUGUUUUGUGCUACGUGCCUGUAGUUCUUUUUUCCCCUUCCAUCAUAAUUUUUGGAGAUUCUCCGGUUAUUAUUUAGACAUUUUUUUCAAUGAACUGUCAAACUAAUAUGCUAUCUUUAGUCUGUUUUUAUAUUUCUUCACUUCUUCCAUUCUGCCUGGCCUCAGAUUGCAGCAGGAUGUCACUUUCAUGAAGGGAUGGGCCCACAACCCUUUUCUCAUGAAGCUUGAAGAGGAGGUGCCAAGGAGCUGUGGCUGCUAAUGAGCCUACCUCCUAAUGAUUACAUAUCCUUAUAGGAUAGUGUCUGAAGAAGCCCAGCUGGGUAGGGUGGUCGUGGACUUAACAAAGAUGACAGAACCUUUCCAAAGUAGAGGAAAAGGAAGUUGCUGUACUGUAAGCAAGAAGAAGAAAUGGUGUGUGUGACCGCAUGUGCCGUGAUGAGCAUAUGUAAGGGCACAUGUCCUAUCUUUUCCUGCUGGCAAAGUGGGGAUUUACCUUUUCUGUGAUAGAUUGCCUUUACCCAGCAAUUACAAAGCCUUUGCAUGAGGGGUCCAAAACCUACAUUUUAGAGCUACUACUGUUCACUAGCAGUGAAGGUUCAUUGUCCAAAACACACCACGUGGAAUGCUCAGCCCCCAAAGUGGUUCUUGUCUCAAAUAGAGUUGGUUGGGAAAAGUAGCAGCCUAGCAGCAGACAAGACUUGAACUACUGAUUUUAAUAUUCAGACCUUGGAUAAGGUAUUUGGAUCACAGAUGUUCAAAUCUGGUCCUAAGAUGUCUAUUUCUAGCAUUUAUUACCCUUAUUCUUGUGCCUUGGGAGGAGUGGUGCCAGGGAGGUGUCAGGGAAGUGAUUCUUCUCCUCUGCUCAGCAGUAGUGAGGCCACACCUGGUGUGUGGCCACAUGUGCUGUGUCCAAAUUCUGGGCUCCCCAGUGCAAAGAAGACAUGGCCAUGCUGAAGAGACAGUCCUACAAAGGUGAUGAAGGGGCUGGGACCAUCUCUCCUAUGAGGAAAGGCUGAGAGAGCUGAGACUGAUCAGCCUAGAAAAGAGAAGGCUCAGAGGGGAUCUCUCCAAUGAAUAUAAAUAUUUGAAGGGAGGUAUAAAGAUGGAGCCAGACUCUUUUCAGUGAUGUCCAGUGACAGAACCAGAGGAAAUGGGUAGCUGCAACACAAGAGGUGCUGUCAGAAGAUCAGACAGCACUUUUGUCAAGUGUGUGCAAGUGACUAAGCUUUGGAACAGGUUGCCCACAGAACUUGUAGAAUCUCAUUCCUUAAAGAUCAUCAAAAGCCAUCUGGACUUUGUCCUCUGCAACUGGCAGUAGGUGACUGUUUGGCCAGGGGUGUUGGACCAGAUGACCUGUAGCCAUCCCUUUCAAUCCCAACCACCCUUUGAUUCCCCUUUUUACAGCUUUUCUGGGUUCCUGGACCUGGGUUACAGCAACCCUAAGGCACUGCUGGGAGCAGAGUGGCUGGAAAUCUGCCUGACACUGAAGGACUGGGGUGUGCUGGCUGACAGUGGCUAAACAGGGGCCACUGUGUGCUCAGGUGGUCAAGAAGGCCAACAACAUGCUGGCUUGAGGAGGUUCAGAGGGGCCCUCAUUGCUCUCUGUAACCCAAAAGGAUACUGUACCAAUGUAGGGGUCAGUCACUUCUCUCAAGUAACAAGGCACUGGACAAGAAGAAAUGCCCUCAAGCUGUGCCAGGGGAGGUUUAGAUUUGAUAUUAGGAAAAACAUCUUCACCAGGAAGGUGGUCAGGCAUUGGAGGCUUCUCAGGGAAGUGGUGAAGUCACCAUUUAAUACCUACAGGUAUUUAAAAUACUUGUAGAUAUGGCACUCAGGUGAUGCCUCAGGGUUUAGCUUUUACAUUUUUCAGAUUCUGUACCACUUUAGUGCGUAAUUCUGAGCUUCAUAUUAGGGAAUAGUAAGGUCUCUUCACAGAAUAGGUAGACAAAGGACCCUUGGUUCUGGGGACCAAGGGCAAAUGAUCCAAAUUUCAGGCCCAAGAGUAUAAACAACAGUGGAAUGAAGAGAGAAAAACAAGAAGGAUGGGACUUCAUAAUCUAAAGCUAUAAUUGGAUAAUUAACUCCAAUAUGCUAAUGGACCAGAACUUAUAAAAGUGAGAGACUGCAUGACUGGUCAUCCAUUUUGUGACCAUUUUGGGUUCAUCUUGGGUGUAUUUCCCAAGGUGUAGUCAUCGAGGCCUUCUAAUAAUACCUGCUUUAUUCUUUAACUCUGUCUAGUCUCUGUUCUAGGUCAGCCUUCACCCGGCAUCACAGAGACAUGGUUUAGUGGUGGACUUGGCAGUGCUGGGUUAAAGCGGGGUUAGAUCAUCUCAAGAGCUGUUUUCCAGUAUAAAUGAUUCUAUGAUUCACCAGUCUGAAAAAGAAUACUGCUGUUCCAGGGUGAGUCUGGUGCUAACAGCCAGGCUAUUACAGUUAAGGUAUUAAUUUAUAUAAUUGCCAUCAAUUCCCCUCAGUUAGAGGUGUAAUAAUGUUAUAGAUCAUUGAUGAUCUUUCCCCAUGGUGUUGCCUUUGAACAAAACUUUUUGGAAAAGACAGUUAAGUGCAUCUUUACGUCCCUGCUUUUCUCUUUGUUGUUACAGUAGCUCAGUUAUGCUGUAACUAUUCCCACACAUGCACAUUCGUGGUGUGAGAGGGUGUAGGGGUAAGAAGCUCUUCACCCAUAGGACUCCUAAACCAACUCCUAAAUCAACAUUAGUCUUUUUUUAGCCUAUUGUGAUAACUUGCUGUACAUCAUGUGAAAAGAAAAAAAGAAAAAAAAAGUAGUGAUGCUUUGACCAAUAGUGUCACUUACUGUAGUUACUUGAUAAAUAUGCAUGAAUGUAGUAACAAACAGGGGUCUACAUCUACAUUGCUUCUCGAACAACUGGAAAAGUUGAAUACUGUUUUAAAAACUAUUUUGUUACAGUAUUAUUAAAAGUGGCAUAUUGUUGGCUCUCAUCUACUCUGGAAUUUGUGUACUGCUCUGUAGUAAGUACCUUCCUAAGGAUUUUAAAACUAAUUCUAGACUACCUGCCAGCAGAUAUAUAAAGGAGAAGAAAUUUUAACUCAAUUUUUUAUUAUGGUUUGGGUAUUUUAGAAAUAACAUCUUUCAGGGAUGAAAUGAGAAAUCCUGUGCCUGUUUGCUAGCAUUUCUGAAAUGUUUCCAUACAUUCGUCAUUCAAGAUCCAUUGAAGCAUCUGGAGAUACAGAGGAUCACACUGGCUGUCAUCCUGAGGCAGCUGAUCCCACAAGUGCCACUGUGCCCUUCCACUGAGACACACCUCUGUUCAAGACCACUGCAAAUACUAAGACCAUGCAGUUGCUCUGGUUUCUAGUGACUGCACCCAGCCAUGUUGCUGUACCACAGCUGCUUUUGGUUUUUAAAUGCACUAUACAACUAAAGCAAAAUCAACACACUAUUAGAAAAUUACUACCUGCAUCACUGUGCUCAAAACAAUUUAUUCAUUCUGUCACAUAAGCAGUUCCACAUAAGGACAUAAACGCCCAUGAGAUAA
Melospiza melodia melodia is the source of this 5778-nucleotide messenger RNA. It is a transcript of the gene WIPF3, whose product is annotated as WAS/WASL interacting protein family member 3. Gene Ontology annotation, molecular function: actin binding. The record is from RefSeq and is a predicted model, not a curated record. Lineage: Eukaryota; Metazoa; Chordata; Aves; Passeriformes; Passerellidae. The coding region runs from base 532 to 1950 and encodes 472 amino acids. The transcript is spliced from 9 exons.